Messenger RNA from Anastrepha ludens (Mexican fruit fly), 3375 nucleotides. Its product is annotated as procathepsin L-like. NCBI's taxonomy places the organism in Eukaryota, Metazoa, Arthropoda, Insecta, Diptera, Tephritidae. Gene Ontology annotation, cellular component: lysosome. The record is from RefSeq and is a predicted model, not a curated record. Gene Ontology annotation, molecular function: cysteine-type endopeptidase activity.
AUGAUCGGCCAGCACCACCCGAAGAGGUUCGUCGGAUUGUGCUUGAAGCUAGAAACAAAAACCUGCUACUCGGAUGCGACGUCAACCCAAGGCACUCUCUAUGGUCCAGUUCGGAAACGAAUGAAUGAGAACGGCGACUCUUAUCUGAAAGGCUUUCUACGUCUAUUGCGAAAUAAAGGCUUCAGAGCAGAUAUUGAUAUGGACUCGCAGAUUGUGGGCUCACUACUGAUGCAACAAACACCAGAGAAUAUAGACUGGCGUGAAAAAGGCAUCAAAACGCAGCCGGAUAAUCAAAAAACCUGCGGCUCCUGUUACGCUUUUAGCAUAGCUAGGAACAUUGAGGGGCAGGUAUUCAAGCGAACCGGGCGCCUGUUACAUCUGAGUCCGCAGCAGAUUGUAGAUUGUAGUGUAUCGCAUGGUAAUCAGGGUUGUACUGGUGGAUCUUUACGGAACACAUUCAAAUAUUUGCAGGAUACUGGUGGUUUAAUGCGGGAACAGGAUUACAAAUAUGUUUCAAAGGUAAAUUGUUUAGAUGUAUGUAUCCAAAACACCAAUUACCAAAUUUUAAAAAACAUCGAAGAUUGAACAUUUGAUUACAUUGGGCCGGUACCUGUCUCCAUAAAUGCCAGUCGACGCACUUUUCAGCUUUACAGCGAUGGUAUUUACGACGACGACUCUUGCUCUUCAGACACGGUCAACCAUGCUAUGCUUGUUGUGGGCUACAACAAAGAUUAUUGGAUUCUAAAGAAUUGGUGGGGCGAAUUGUGGGAAGAGAAUGGGUAUAUGCGUUUACGUAAGGGGAAAAAUUUGUGUGGUGUUGCUAACUAUGCAGCCUAUUCUAUUGUUCAGUGACUCUGGAAUUUUUACUUCAUAAUAUGGGAUAUAUGGGAUUAUGGACAAAAUAAAAUGAAAUGAAAGCCAAACCAUGAACCAAUACGAAAAAAAAAAAAAAAAAUUUCAUAAACAUUUGAUAAUUGAAAGUAGAAAAUAACUUUUCCUAGACUAAUAUAUCUAAUUAAUAAUUGUGAAGGUUAUCGCUGUUUUUGUGGAGCCCGUUUCGCCAGAAGUCCCUUGCGGCGAUCAUCACAAGUUCUUGGAGAUUCAUCUAAAAUCAAUCGGACAAGAGAAAUUAGUUUUAUUAAUAGAUAAUCUUGUACCUGUCGAAGCUUUUUUUCCAAAUUAACAAUAUUGCGGUCUCAGCAAAUAUUUUUAAGAUUUUCGAGAAAAAAAACCGACAGUUAAUUGUUUAAUAAAAUGGAAAUUUUUGAAAAAAACAAAAAUCCUUCGAUCAGGUACGAGUUUUUUAGUGGUUUUUAGUUUUAGUGGUUUUUAAGUUACAGUGAUCACCAGUUCAAAAAACAUAGUUUUGAGGAAAACGCAUUUAAAGUUUUGCUGUUGAUUUAGGAGCACCCUAGCGCCCUUUGUUAAUUGUUGAAUAACUCAAAAAGUAUUUGUCUGAUUCACUUCAAAUUUUUCCACAACAUUUUUAUACUUUAAGAAAAUGCAAACAAAAAAUUCAAUUUUUUGAAAAUUCUGACUACCCCUAACCCGUUAUGUGAUUCAAGAAAAAAGUAAUUUUCUCUCUGUAAUAAAAAAAAAACACAACAGGUGAGAAAUAACACUCCGGGAUGAAAUACUAUCACAGCUUAAAGGUAGGCUUAAAUUAACCAAGAUUUUAUUGAAAGACAAUAUUAACAAAGUACCAAACUACUGCGUCUACUACGAAAACUGAUUGCAAUAUACCAACAAGGCUCAUUUAACGUAUUUAAAAAAGCUUCAGCCCAUAUAAAACAUAAAUAAAUAAAGAAUUGGCGAGUACACCGCAACCUUCACUUUUCCGAGCUGGGUAAAUUUUCCAGGCUGGGAAGAGGUCUUAGACGUUACUUUAUGCACAAACAAUAACUCCCACAUAGUCAAAAAUUAGAGGGUAUCCGACAAGAAAUCCUUUUCGGACCAUAGUUGGAUUCUCUUCGAUAUCAAUCUCGAGCUAGAGAAACCGACCCCAUAUAGAAACCCUAGAAAAACGAACUGGCACAUAUUCUAGUCUGGCAUAUGGCACAGUAUAGAGAUCCCUGGACGGUCGAGAGCUCGCAUCUGGAUACCGAAGAUGAAGUUCGAAACUAAGCAGCUAAUCCCAUACCUACAAGCACACAACCGCACUGUUCCGAUGGAUGACUGGAGCAUCAUCAAAGCGGAGGCUCCGCAAAAGAACAGUGUGGCCUUCCUUCUCCACAUAUCGGAGAAGGGCAUCGAGCCACUGGGAAAAGGGGACAACAAACUUCGGUUCGACGUGAGGAAAGCGCAACUGAAGAUAUUCUGUUCUGCAAUUCCGGAGGAUGAGCAGAAUGAAGUUGACGGCGCCAACGAGUUUCUCACGGGCAUGCAACUUGACGACGCCGCUCCUACCAAAAACGAUGGCGUUAACGAGCAGCACCAUGGGUCUCCAAAUAAACCUGCAGCACUCGCGGAUUGCAACGGACAACCCAACCGUUCUUCUGGCGGAGAAGUACGUCGACAUCGCACUAAUCCAGGAGCCUUGGCUGCGGAACACCGAUUUGAAGGGGUCGACUGGAAAAAACCACAGCCUCUUCUACAAACGGACUGAAGGAUGUGACAGCUGUUGAGGUGGAAACCGCGGACGGUGUCGGCAUAAUACAGGCUUCCAUCUACAUGGCACAUGAUCGGCCAGCACCACCCGAGGAGGCUCGUCGGAUUGUGCUUGAAGCUAGAAACAAAAACCUGCUACUCGGAUGCGACGUCAACCCAAGGCACUCUCUAUGGUCCAGUUCGGAAACGAAUGAAUGAGCAACACAUGUGAGAGAAAAUUUUUUUAAUGAAAAAUAACAACCACCCUAAUAUGGAUGUGAACAUCUUUAUAAAUAUCAGUUCAAAACACGAUUUGCUGAAUCGGCGUAUUAUACCCAACGUACCUUGACUCAAGUCGUAUAUGCGCUUUUCUCUGAGCCAGGCAAAUUGAGGGCAGUGUCCAUUAACAGUUCUUAUUGAAAUGGUCAUAUGUUUUGUUUGGACCGCCGUUUGUAUUGCAGUAAGUUCAGCAGUUCUUGAAUACUCUUCAUUUCAUGAGUUCAAGAAUGCCUUCAAUAAGAGUUACAUGCAUGCAUUUGAUGAGUAUCGGAGUAAAGAGGCCUUCGAACAAAACGUCAAUAUUGUGCGGCAGCAUAAUAAAUUGUAUGAGAAAGGCGAAAGUAGCUAUCGUUUAAGGACUAAUAUAAUGGCUGAUAUGGUAAUAUAUUAUUGUAUUUUAUCUUAUAUGCACAAUAAACUGGGUCGGAAAAAAAAUUUCAAAAGUCCUCCCCUGUAUUUAAAGCUCAUGUCAACGGGAUUUACGUUUCAUAAAAUGUUUUAAAAUUGUUU